Molecule: messenger RNA, 1768 nt
Organism: Lycium ferocissimum
Lineage: Eukaryota; Viridiplantae; Streptophyta; Magnoliopsida; Solanales; Solanaceae
Exons: 12
Coding region: 5-1399 (464 amino acids)
Source: RefSeq, a predicted model, not a curated record
AGCCAUGGCCAUUGCUCCUCCUUCACCAUUUCUAGGCCAUCUCCCUUUCCACCUCAAGGGGAAAUCCUCGUUUGGGCAGUUUACCCACAAUUCAGUUUGCUUUUUCAAAGUAAAGGCACUGUUUUGGGGCUCAAGAAGAAGUGUGAAGCCUGCUGAGAAGAACCUGUCACUUGGGGAAUUCUCUUUAUCAGGUGCAGACUCACAGGGGGAUAAAGGAACUUGUGAAAAGAUAUCCAUUUCUGUGGUUUCCUCAAUCACAGAGGUUUCACCAGAAGAGUGGGAUUCGUGCAGUCUUGAUGCCACUGGUCGUCAGCAGUUUAAUCCCUUUCUCUCACACGGUUUUCUUUCGAGCUUAGAGGAGUCUGGCUCUGCCGUGGAGGGAACUGGCUGGAUACCGCAGCACAUCAUUGCUCAAGAUGAAAGUAAUAAUAUUUUAGGUGUUGUUCCUCUCUAUCUCAAAAGUCAUUCUUAUGGUGAAUAUGUGUUCGAUAAUUCUUGGGCAAAUGCCUAUUAUAGUUAUGGUUUGAGCUAUUAUCCAAAGCUGCAAUGCUCAGUGCCUUUCACUCCAGUUACUGGCCCGAGGAUCUUGGUCCGUAACACGCCACAUAGAGAUCAGGUCUUUGACAUCUUGGUCUCUGCAAUGAAAGAUUUGGCAGUCAAGUUUAAUGUUUCAUCUCUACAUAUUACUUUUCCCACUGCAAAUGAGUGGCAAAAGUUGGAGGAGAAAGGUUUUCUGCAAAGGAUUGGAAUGCAAUAUCAUUGGAAAAAUCGUAAUUAUAAAAACUUUGAUGAGUUUUUGAUGGACAUGAAGCAAAGUAAGAGGAAAAACAUUCGUCAAGAACGCAAGAAGAUAUCUGCUCAAAAUGUGACCAUGAAACGCUUAAGAGGAUCUGAAAUCAAGGCCAGCCAUUGGGACACAUUUUAUAAGUUCUACAGAAAUACAACCGAUAACAAGUGGGGUACUGCUUAUUUAACGAGAGAUUUUUUUCAUCGUAUGGGUGCAAAGAUGGGUGACAAUGCACUGCUUGUUGUUGCGGAAGAAGGUGAUGAGCUUGUAGCUGCAGCCCUUAAUCUUAUUGGAGGAGAUACCUUGUAUGGACGACUAUGGGGAUGUCUCCCAGGAGCCUACUAUGCGAAUUUGCACUUUGAAGCAUGCUACUACCAGGCCAUAGACGCGGCGAUUGAACUUAAUCUUAGCACAGUAGAGGCUGGUGCUCAGGGUGAACACAAAAUUCAAAGGGGAUAUAUGCCAGUGACUACUUACAGCUGUCACUAUGUUCUAGAUGAGGAUUUUAAUCGAAUCAUUGAUGAUUUCUUGGUACGAGAAACUGCCCAGGUUAAACUUGUUAUGAAACUAUUACAGGAUUCUGGUCCCUUCAAGGAGGAUAUAUUGAAUUGAUUAAGGUGUUUAGCAUCCGAAUUUAUAUAUGGCCAGCUGUUCCCUGUUGAAAGCUUCUUAUAUUUCACCAAUCAAAGUGGCAUCUUCUGUUGGCUGUGCUAGCAGUCAAUUUUAAAAGCAUCCAACCAUGUUUUCUGGGAAAAUGGCAUUUAGUCUUCUAUUUAAAGCAUUAAUCAGGACAGAUGAGAUUAUUUCAAGCUGUUUCCGCAGUUUAUUCACAAUAUUAAAAAAAUUAAACUUGGAAAAACUGUAAAUAUCGAACCAGAAUGCAGUAAGAAUCUUUGCCAUGUACAGAAAACUGAUCAAUGUUCUUCUUGUAUAGAAAUCAUUAUCUUCAAUACGUAUUCACAAUAUUGUCCUUAGACCUUA